CUUCCGAGAAUCGCGCGCGUUCGCUACCAUGUGCUCUCGAUGACCACAUUGUUUUAUUUUUCCUGAUUCAGCACAACACCAAAUACGACGACGAGCUCGGUUUUGGUGUGUUGGUGAGAAAAUUACUCACCCCAGCCGUAGGAGUGCUGUAAAAGUUUCCCAUAAUUCGAGCGGUUGGUGAGUUUCGCUCUCAACCAGAGUGCGGAGUUCAAUAAAAUUGCUAGAAAAAAUAUGUCAGCAUCAUGAGUGAAAAAUUUUGACAAGCUCUACCAUUCCAGUCCAGUCAGUACGGUGCGUGCGUUUCAGCUUCAAUCGUGUGAUUUGCGGAUCUGUCCGGAUUUUCGUACAAUAUUGGUGCUGAUUUUUCUGCUAGACGUGGAAAUAAUGUCCAAGAUGAGAGCUCUGUGAUUGGAGUGUGCUAAUUGAGAGUAGUGGUGCUGUAAUUUGCUUUGUUCUGGUGACUGUUCGAGGAAAAAGCGUGAUCCAUGUGGAAAUUCGUGUUUGAUGAGGUGUAAAAACGAAGUGUCUCGUGGAGAAUAGUGGUCCAGGCGAUUCACAUUUUUUUGUUGAUGAGCUGAGACGAAGAACUGGUGAUCCAAGCGAGGCUUCUGGAAACAGCCUAAUGUAGUCUCGAAACCAAGCAAAAUUUAGAUUUUUCACAUCAAGGGAAAUAAUAACCAGAACACUGCAUGCCGCUGUACCUUGAAAUCAUGCAAAAUACCAGGUUCUGCGCCAAUAUGGUUUUUGUGUGAUUGACAAGUGUUGAUAAAAGCGGCGGAAUUAUCAAAUCAUCAUAAAUCUUGGAAAUCAAAAAAAAAAUCGAUUGCGUGUCACGACGUCCUUGGCCGAUAAAAUACCGUAACAGGAGAGCACCAAAUAAGCGAGAAUUUCCGGUGUAAAAUCGAUGAAAAAGUAAUUCUCAGCAACACUGGCAAACACCUCAACCAUUUGCCGUUGUCGUGACCAUCGUGAAAUGCACCAUCCACCGUACGCUGCUGCUGUGAUUGUUGGACACAAUUUUGUCAGGAGAUAGCAUACCUACACAAAAGCACCUACAUUUCGCUGAUUACAAGCAGUACUACUCGAGCGCACCGCCUUCUUCAAUAUAACGCUUCACCAGCUGUGCAGUCACAAUUACUUUAGUUUGAUUUCCCGUACGAAAAUCACGAGAGCAAAACCUCCCUGACCUCCGCUCAGUGGCGAGGUUUACGUGGUUGUGUGUCCACUACCACAAAAAGGGAUACAAAUAUGCCACUCGAAACCAGCGGUCAUCCUCCCACCCCAGCUGCUUCACCGACACCAUCGGCGAAGGAUGUUCCGGAUCAGGCCAACGGUUACCAGGAGCUGUACAGUUCGAUCCGCAGCAACAAGUCCGUCAAAUCCAAAGUUUCCGGCAACUCGUUGCGCUACAAUCGGGACAAGGAGAAACGCUAUGCGGACGGUAUGUCCACACUGGUGGAGCUCCUGACGGAGACCUCCCAGGCAUCCGUGCAUGACAUCCUGAACGAUGGUGACGAGGAUCAGAUGUUUAUUACCGGGUACGAAAAAUGCGCUAUUCGCACCUUCUUCUGCUAUAUCGGUUACUUCCUAACGUUGGGCAUUCUACGGCUGGUGAUGCACUGGUGGCAACACUGGUUGCUGCUGGCAACACACCGAAAGUGCUCGCUGGAGGUAGCCCAGAAGGUGUUGGUACACGAGCGGUAUCAGGGCAAGCACGAUGCCUAUUAUGUCAAGAGCGUCAUCACGUUGGACUCCGAUGCGGUUAGAGAACUCACCACCCCCGGUAAAAAACUCUCCCCCAAUGGAGAAAACAUCGCCAAAGAGCUACAACUAAUCGGCAUCACCGACCGGGUUGGCUUCUUCAACCAGUGCAGCCCCUUCCAGGUGGCCUUCCAUCGACGCGGAGGCAAAUUCGAACACUUCAACUCGAUUCGAUUCUUCACCUGCAAAAAACUUCGCUACAUCUGGAGCAGCGAGACGAAGCGCUUUCUGAAACUGAUGGGACUGGAUGUGGACGUGCCGAGUGUGACGCUUCAUCAUAACAAGGGACUGUCGCUGUACGAGCAGAGCAUCCGCCGGUUGGUGUACGGCAGCAACGAAAUUCUGAUCCCGCUCCGUGGAGUAUUCACGCUGCUCUUUCUGGAAGUUUUGAACCCUUUCUAUGUGUUUCAAAUUUUCUCCGUGUGCUUGUGGUUCGCUUACGAUUACUAUUAUUACGCAACGGUUAUCCUGCUAAUGAGUGCCUUCGGUAUCUCGCUAUCGAUCAUCCAAACGCAGAAAAAUCAAAAAGCUUUGUACUCGACGGUGAAGAGUAGUGACACGGCGACUGUUUUGACGGAUGAAUGUGAGCCGCAACAAACAGAGACCCGGUUUCUGGUGCCAGGCGAUGUCGUGGAGAUUCCGGCUAACGGAUGUACAAUGCAAUGCGAUGCGGUUUUGAUUUCGGGAAACUGUAUCCUUGACGAAUCGAUGCUGACCGGAGAAAGUGUACCCGUAACGAAAACUCCUCUACCCUUGAAGCGAGAGCUGUACUAUGAUAAGAAAGACCAUGCCCGACAUACUUUGUUCUGCGGGACGAAAGUGAUUCAGACGAGAUACAUUGGAAGCGAGAAAGUUUUGGUCAAAGUUAUAAACACGGGAAACAUCACCGCCAAAGGAGGUCUUAUUCGAUCGAUUCUUUACCCACCUCCGGUGGAUUAUAAAUUCGAGAAAGAUUCGUACAAAUUUAUCAUGGUAUUAGCCAUCGUCGCUGGGUGCGGUUUCAUUUACACCGUCAUAACGAAGGUGUUGCGGGGAGUAACCGCUCUCAAGAUUGUCGUUGAAUCACUGGAUCUCAUAACCAUCGCUGUGCCUCCGGCGCUUCCGGCAGCUAUGACGGUUGGACGAAUGUACGCUCAAAAGCGACUGAAAAAGAACAACAUUUAUUGCGUUUCACCAAGGGCAAUCAACGUUUCUGGUAGUAUAGAUUGUGUGUGCUUUGACAAGACGGGAACACUGACCGAAGAUGGGCUCGAUAUGUGGGGUGUUUUGCCAAUGGAUAGUACCAACCAUUUUCAGAUCCCGCUGACCCAAAUUAGCAGGUUGCCGAUGUCGGAACAGUUGCUGAGUGGAAUGGUGACGUGUCAUUCGAUAACUUUUGUAAACGGAGAAAUGCGCGGUGAUCCGCUGGAUUUGAAAAUCUUCGAAUCCACCGGUUGGAUCCUGGAAGAGGCAAACGUUUCCGAUGAGACUAAGUAUGAUCUAUUGUUUCCUACGAUCGUUAAACCUCCGCGGAGGGAUCCGGCAAAUGAUACAAACUUGGAAUUGGAUGUGGCGUAUGAUAAUUCCAACGAUAUUGGGAUAGUGCGGGAGUUUUCAUUCACCAGUGCGCUGCAGAGAAUGUCGGUUAUCACUAGGAAGCUGUCAGACAAUCAUUUCAAUGUUUACGUCAAGGGUUCACCCGAGAUGAUCAACAGUCUAUGCAAACCGGCGAGUAUUCCUGAAGACUUUACGAGUAAGCUAGGAUUCUAUGCACAGCAAGGCUACCGGAUAAUUGCAAUCGCUUACAAGUCGUUGGACAAAAAGAUGAACUACUCGAAGAUUCAGAAAGUUUCGCGGGAGAAGAUUGAAUGUGAUUUGGAAUUUUUGGGUCUCGUGAUACUGGAGAAUCGGCUUAAGGCGGACACGGAAGAAGUGAUUGAUAGUUUAAAUAAGGCCAACAUACGCUGCGUAAUGGUUACCGGGGACAACUUGCUGACAGCUGCUAGCGUGGCACAUGACUGCGGAAUGGUCAUGCCGGGACAAAGUCUGGUAACACUGACGGCGCAUGUAGAUAAGAGUAGUUCAAACAAGUAUUUUUUGAGUUACGGUGUAACUGGACAACCGCAGCUCACCCAGUCGGAUAUCAUUAACGAUAAUAAGGUUAGCGGAGAUAAGCGGAACGGAAACUAUACUCUCAUGACCCAGUCGAAUAGUGUAAGUAGUUGCGAAACGAUAGAUACGUGCACACUGUCGACGCAGUUGAGUGGCUUCGAGAAGGAUGGACAUCAUAUUACCAUGGAUGGCGAGAAUGAAAAUUCGGUGACGGUUGAUAUGGUAGGGAAGGGUGGUUCGUUUAGAUUUGCAUUGACCGGACAGACGUGGGCUGUGAUUAAGGAACACUUCCCGGAGGUUGUGCCUACUAUUUUAACAUUCGGGACCGUGUUUGCAAGAAUGUCUCCAGAUCAGAAACAACAUUUGAUAAGUGACCUUCAAAAUCUGGGAUAUUAUGUAGCGAUGUGCGGAGACGGAGCCAACGAUUGUGGAGCGUUGAAAGCUGCUCAUACCGGAAUUUCUUUAUCAGAUGCGGAAAGUUCGGUGGCGUCGCCAUUUACCUCAAAGAACCCCACGAUCGCUUGCGUACCGAAGGUUAUCAAGGAGGGACGUGCGGCCCUGGUUACUUCGUUUGGAAUCUUUAAAUAUAUGGCAGCCUAUUCUCUGGUUCAAUUUGCGUCCGUACUAAUCCUUUACUCGAUUGAUUCGAACCUUACGGAUUUCGAGUUCCUAUAUAUUGAUCUCUUCAUCAUAUCCGUGGUGGCAUUCUUCUUCGGGAAGACUUCAUCGUACGAUGGUCCACUGGUCAAGCAAGUUCCGUCGAACUCGUUGAUAUCGUUAAGCCCCCUGCUUUCGCUGGCACUACAUCUGAUAGUAGCGCUGGGAUUCCAGGUUGCUGGUUGGUAUCACAUUCAGACACAACCUUGGUUUACGCCAUUCAACUAUACCGAAGAGUUGGCCCUCAACGAUCUGGGUUGCUACGAAAAUUACGCGAUAUUCUGCAUCUCCUGUUACCAGUAUAUCAUUCUAGCUAUAGUCUUCUCCAAGGGAGCCCCGUAUCGCAGAUCGAUAUUUUCCAACUACGGUUUUCUGGCCAGUAUCAUAAUCAACACAAUCAUAUCCGUAAUACUGACGGUGUAUCCUCCGGUAUGGCUUAGUGACCUCUUUCAGCUAGUGAUACCCGAGGAAGACAUGAUUUUCCGAGCCUACCUGGUGGGAUAUGGAUUUGCCAACUUUCUGAUAGCGCUCUUCAUCGAAAAGUACAUCAUCGACAUUUUAGCGUUCAAAAAACUGCGCUACCGGUGGCACAACGUUGCCAAAUCCCGGCGCAAGUACUUAAUGAUCGAGCACAACUUCCGCAAUGAGGUUCAACAUCCGAGCGAUUUUAAAACCGUGCUCGGCUGGUCCAGCGAGAAGUACGAUUACUGACACCUCCUCCGACGAGUGGCGAAGCUGGUAGCGGCAAUCACUUUGGGCGAUGCUGACUGCCGUUGGCCAUUGAGGUACCCGAACCCAGGAGCAAUUCAUCGGUAGCGACCGCUACGGGCGGGAGGAUAGCAAACGCCGGAUCGCAUGCUUUGAUUCACGUGUUGUAACUGUGCACACAUCGCAAAAAGCAAACUGCCACCGUGUUCUAGGUUUUGAUUCUUUUGUACGUUGACUUUUUUUCGUCGUGUGUCCUUAGCAUUGUGUCAAUCAAUUAUUUGUGGAAUUUAGAAUUGUAAGUGCCAUAAUUGUAUUACAUUUUGGUUAAGAUCGAAAGACGAAGAUUUAGCAUGUAAUCAGCGACGAAGAACGCUUUUCCAGGGGAAAAUGUGGCUAGCGAGAAAGGAGAGGCGAUCACAAAUACAGGAAUAUUAACGCUGUGCAGAAUCAGAAUCAAAGAAUGACAAUAAUCAAAAUUUGUAUAAAAAUAAGAUGUUUUAAUCAAUGAUAGUGGGGCUAGAGUCAAGAUUGAAUAUGUUUCUGCAAGUUGUCUCUCGCUUCUGCACGUGAAUUUAUACGAGCUUCAUGAAGGUUGGGGGAUUUUUGAACAUAAGGACGAAUAUUUCAAAUGGCUCGAAUCAGCGAAAACUUAUUGAAAUUUUACACUCAAUUGUUUAAUUUAAAUGCUAUCGGAACCAGUUGCUUUUCUUUAAAAAUCUAUUUCAAUUUUUCUUAAAUGCAGCCUCACAAACUGUAUGGAACUUACCUCGUUUUGUCUGCAAUCGUCAUUCAAUUACGAAAUCGUGCAAUUGAUAGCCAUCUGAAAAUAUCAAGAAAAAACAAAAAGAUUAGAACAAAUGCCAAAGAAUAAAUAUGGGAAAUGAUUUGUAAAUUAUAUCAAUUUCUGACAUUUAGGAUAACAACAAUCAUCCAGCCUUCAGUUGCCCGAGUUUUCGCAAAUGUCUUUCCUUGUGUCUAAACGCUCACAACUAAGUAGCACCCCGAAGGAAUUCAAACAAAUGUCUUCAGCUGAAAGGAAUAUACGCCACACCAUAUAUGGAAAUAUUGCACUGUACACCUCUAGCAAAAUGCACGAUAUUAUUAGGCAUGAUAUUCCAACAUGUCCGCGCUACUUUUCUGUGCACAGAUCAAGCUUCCACACACACACAUUCUCACUUUCGUUAUUAAUAGGUAUAUAGUGAAAACAGCAGCAAAACAACCUUAAUUUGUGCUAUUUCAAUAGCAUUUUUAUGCACCCAGCCGAGAAGGUAGACCUCAAAUUAAGUAGCAUUUUGAUUUGAUAGCACAGUAACAUGCAUCUCAUGGAGCGCAUCUUAGGGUAGUUUUAUGUGACAGCUGUUGCGCGUCUCCAACUUUCUUAGAGUAUUGAAGAUCUCUGAAGUAAGGGAAACAUUAACUUAUGAAAACAAAAAAAACAUUUGUUGAAACAUUGGUGGUAUUGGUCAGCUGCUCGUUUUGUAGCAAACAGCCGUAGGUAAUAAGUUUAAAUUAACUUGCUUUGUACCGGGAAUUUACCGUGGAAGUGGUCUGUCACGUGGUGAUUGAUUACGAAACGGCAUACUUAAGCACUCUUGAGCAUUGGAUCGUUUAGAAUUAUAGGAGCAUUAGUACGUUCAGAGCAUAUUUAAAUACCAUCGCCGCUUUGAUGUUAUGAUUUUUUUAGCAUAUUUAUCUUAGUAGCUUGUUAAUAGAUACAAAUAGUGUACAGGAUUAUAUUGAAAACCAAAUUUAGGAUGAUUUUGAAUAGACGAAUGCAAUAAAACAGUUUGGCAACCUUUGGUUUUUCCCCUCAGAGUUAAGAUUACAUUUUUCUGUAGCAAUCACCCUCCACUUGACAAAUCUUGCAUCGCAAUCUAGACAGGUUUACAAUUGAGUUUACCUUUUGGUUUGGCGUUAUAUGCGUGGAAAUGGAAAAAAAUCAAUUUAGUAUACAAUCGAUAACUAAUUAGUCAAAUCGUACUUGAAGAGAAAGAUGUAUCUCUGCUGAAAUUGUAACAAAACUGUACAUAUAUCGGGAUAUAUUUUACAAGAAAUAAAGGUUAUCACUAUAUCACGAG
Topomyia yanbarensis is the source of this 7295-nucleotide messenger RNA. It is a transcript of the gene anne, whose product is annotated as polyamine-transporting ATPase 13A3. Gene Ontology annotation, cellular component: membrane. Lineage: Eukaryota; Metazoa; Arthropoda; Insecta; Diptera; Culicidae. The transcript is spliced from 3 exons. The coding region runs from base 1249 to 5220 and encodes 1323 amino acids. Gene Ontology annotation, molecular function: ATP hydrolysis activity; ATP binding; P-type ion transporter activity. Gene Ontology annotation, biological process: intracellular calcium ion homeostasis; polyamine transmembrane transport. The record is from RefSeq and is a predicted model, not a curated record.